Molecule: messenger RNA, 1185 nt
Organism: Lathyrus sativus (Indian pea)
Lineage: Eukaryota; Viridiplantae; Streptophyta; Magnoliopsida; Fabales; Fabaceae
Source: the annotation of a GenBank genome assembly
AUGGCUCUAUCACGUUUAUCUUCUUCUUCCGUGCGAUCCAACCUCUUCAAACCCUUCUCCGCCGCCUUCACUCUCAACCGUCCGAUCUCCUCCGACACAACCGCCACUCUCACUAUCGAAACCUCCCUCCCCUUCACCGCCCACAACUGCGAACCACCUUCCCGCUCCGUCACCACAUCACCCUCCGAGCUUCUCUCAUUCUUCCGCACCAUGUCCUUAAUGCGCCGAAUGGAGAUCGCCGCCGAUUCACUCUAUAAAGCCAAACUCAUCCGCGGGUUCUGCCACCUCUACGACGGGCAGGAAGCCGUUGCUGUUGGUAUGGAAGCUGGGACAACGAGAAAGGAUUGUAUUAUUACGGCCUACCGUGAUCACUGUACUUUUCUCGGUCGAGGUGGGACUCUGCUUGAGAUUUAUGCGGAGCUUAUGGGGAGAAGAGAUGGGUGUUCGAAAGGGAAAGGUGGUUCCAUGCAUUUUUAUAAGAAGGAUUCUGGGUUUUAUGGGGGGCAUGGGAUUGUUGGGGCUCAAGUUCCUUUGGGGUGUGGUUUGGCUUUUGGUCAGAAGUAUUUGAAAGAUGAGAGUGUUACUUUUGCUUUGUAUGGAGAUGGUGCUGCUAAUCAAGGACAGCUUUUUGAGGCUCUUAAUAUUGCUGCUCUUUGGGAUCUUCCUGCUAUUUUGGUUUGUGAGAAUAAUCAUUAUGGAAUGGGAACUGCUGAGUGGAGAGCUGCUAAGAGUCCUGCUUAUUACAAGAGAGGGGAUUAUGUUCCUGGAUUGAAGGUAGAUGGCAUGGAUGUUCUUGCUGUGAAACAAGCUUGUAAAUUUGCAAAAGAGCAUGCUUUGAAGAAUGGUCCCCUUAUUCUUGAAAUGGACACUUACAGAUACCAUGGUCACUCCAUGUCUGAUCCUGGAAGCACAUACCGAACACGUGAUGAAAUUUCUGGUGUGAGACAGGAGCGUGAUCCAAUUGAGAGAGUUAGAAAGCUGUUAUUGUCUCAUGACAUUGCUACCGAAAAGGAGCUUAAGGAUACUGAAAAAGAAGUCCGAAAAGAAGUUGACGACGCCAUUGCUAAAGCAAAGGAGAGUCCAAUGCCAGAUCCUUCUGAUCUAUUUUCCAAUGUAUAUGUAAAAGGAUACGGAGUUGAGGCAUUUGGUGUUGAUAGGAAAGAAGUGCGAGUUACGUUGCCAUAA